Molecule: messenger RNA, 5090 nt
Organism: Elgaria multicarinata webbii
Lineage: Eukaryota; Metazoa; Chordata; Lepidosauria; Squamata; Anguidae
Gene: MROH2B
Product: maestro heat like repeat family member 2B
Exons: 42
Coding region: 1-5037 (1678 amino acids)
Cellular component (GO): cytoplasm
Source: RefSeq, a predicted model, not a curated record
AUGGACCCAUUAAUCGAGUUAAAGAUAAAGAAAGAGAUUUACGACUAUAUCACCUUCCGUCUGGAAUGCCUGCAAAAUGCUGACCAAGCGGCUCAAGACAUCAUCAGGAAGGCGGACGGGAAGACUAACAUCAAACUGGCUGUCAAUAUUUUGGCAGAGGAGAUGGUAAAAGAGGAAACGCCAGAAAAAACCAGAGUCCAAGCCAGCUCCGUUCUUUUAGCUCUGGGAAACUCUCACUUCAACGACGUGAUGUACGAGCUUCAAAGGAAUGUCAGGGCUGGGCCCGUCCCUCACCACAUGGUGUUUAAGACCCUGGGCAACCUGGCUUCUCACUAUGCCCUGAAGUGUAUCCCAUUCUUGUCUCUGACCUUUCUAUAUAUAAGAGUGAUGAUACGGCUGCCCAUAAUAAGCCACAUGAAAGAAGAGAUAUGUUAUGUUAUGGAAAAUUUCUGUGCAGCGAUAAACUAUUACUACAAAAACUGGAGAGUCUGUUCAUUCCCAAGAGAGGCUGAAUCCCAGCUUUGUAGUCCUGUCAUUCCCAUCUAUCACUGCCUGGUCAGUGACUGGCUGAACGACGAGGAAAUGAAAGUUAAGGAGGCAUCGGUGAAAGCCCAGUGGCCCAUGUUGGGGGUUCUUGUUCGCCGUAGGGAGCAGCAAGAGGAAAUAAUCAGGACGCUCCCAAAGGUCCUCUUAGAGAGCAAGAUCCUCGACUCCUACUUUGUCGCCAAAAGGCUUGGCUUUUUCUUGGACGUCUGUGAAGACUGUAAACCUCCAAUACCGAAGAAGACAUUCCAGGCCCUUUGUGACUUUGUAUUCCAGCAGGUUCUUCCACUUGAUACCACAGUACAACGAUUAAAGAAGCCCCAGAAGACUGUGGAUAGGUUCACAUACCAGAGUUGGAAACCAGAAAUCGAAGAGACCUCAGUGGAAAGGCAGGUCCACCUAGCAGAAUCAGCUACCUCUGACCAGUGCGGUUAUGAACACCAGCGGCAGCUGUCCAGUGAUCAACGCCACUUGCUUAUGGAGGCAUUCAGCCACUUAGUCUGCUGGUGCCCCACGGAUGCACUGGACUUCUUGCAAAAUCAGAUGAAGGACGCUGCCGAACACACCCGCGUGGGAGUCUUAAACAAUCUCAGAAUGAUUGUUGGCAGUGAUCAGACAGGCAAGACAGGAAAUAGGAAGCGCCCCAUUGUGGAAGCGGUCAAGUGUCUCCUGGAUGACCGCCGUGAAACGGUGAGAAAAGCAAUCCUGGGCUUCAUUAAAGAGCUCCUUCGCUCCCAGAGUGUCGAGGGCUGUGCCGUGUGGGACAUGGUUGCCUACGUCUUCCAGCAGUUCAACGUGUCGGUCAGCCAACAGGGGAAAGACUUCGUUGCUGACCAGAAAGAAAAAGAACGCAUUCAAGAAAUGUGCAUCGACGUCUUGGAGCAUUUGAACACCUCUGCAGAAGGGAUGAGCAAAGCUCUGUGGCCAAGGCUGCUACUCUUUGUGGUGCCAGCUCCAUACACCCCCACUUUGAUCCCCCUCUGCAGAUGUUUGAAGGAGCUGGCCCUCAUCCGGCAGGAUGAAUCGGCGCUUUUCCUCGGAUCGUGCAAAGGAGUCAAUCUUCCAAGCGCCCAAGGAAUAGUUGCAAGGCUUCUGGUCUUGGCCUCAAAUCCCGGCCCAAGAGGAGCCUGGGCCCUGCAACUGCUACACGCCCUGCACUGCAACAUCCACACCGCCAUAAGGAAGCUGUGGGCAAAACAACUCCCAUUCCUUUUGAAAUCCUUCCAAGGUAAGGACCCUGAGGUCAGCAGCUAUGAAUGGGAGCAGAAUCUGCUGCAGUUUCUGAGAAGGUCGCUGGAGACCAUUGAUGAUAGCACUUGGAUCCAGAAUCUGACCCGAGAAUUGGACAACCAGAUGGAUAGUUAUGCUGAUCAGUCGACUGAAAAGAGUUUCCUGUAUAAAUCUUUGGGCAUUUCACUGACCAGCUGUGAGGAUCAGGUCUUUGUUCAGAGCCGGAUUCAGCAUUUGGUGGAGAACACCGAUUAUAUGGAAGCAGCAGAGAGAGAGAAAGUCGUCGAGAUCCUCUCUUUUUCUGCCAUCGGCCAUUUGGACCUCACGUUGGCCACGCUGCAUGAAUUUGGAGCUGGGAUGUGUCUGAAAAUGAAGGUGUCUGCAAUCAUCAGUCGCUAUAAGGACUACCACAAAGGCCGACGAGGCCACGUCCACCAAACCCUCAUGCUCACCUAUGGCAAAGUGGCUCUCCACGCCCCCAAGGAGCUCCUGUUCCUCAGGGUGGAGACCGACAUCAUGACCAGAGUCCUCUAUCAUUACCGGAACAGCUGCCAGGUGCUGGGUGUCAACAUUGAAAACAGGGACAUGAAUCUCAAGCUGGCCCUGGUUCAGAGCACGAGUGACAUCUGCCAUGCCAUCCAUGAGACCCGGGAUGUCCAGGACUUCAAGUUAACUUGCAAGAAAGAACUUCUUGAUAUCUUGUUGGAUUUCAUCAGGGAGGAGCCACUGGUGUCUCUCGAGAGCCCGCUUCGUUCCAAAGCCAUCACGGCCAUUGCGUCCCUAAGCAAACUGAAGCCACAGUUGACCAUGGAGGACAUUCGCAACCUCCUCGAUCAAAGCAUCAAAAGUCUGUUCCCGCUUCCAUCCCUGGAGCAGCUGAAAGAGAAAGGGGAGACAGAGAGCGAUGCUCUGUGCAUAGAGUCGCUGUACACUUGCUCCAUGGAUGCCUUUGGGAAACUCAUCAAGAGCAUCACUGAAGAACACCCAACCUCUGAGCUGUUGGACGAAAUGUUCCAGCUGAUAGACCCCUGGUUUACCGAAACUGAAUGCAGCAGAGAGAGAGCUCUGCAGGCCACCUUCCAGGUACUCGCUGCCUUUCAAGAGAAUGUCCACCUCUCUGAUGGAGAAAAUUUUCAACAGUUUGGGUCUCGGGUUGCGUUCCUUGCCCCGUACACCUGUGAUGAUUCCAUCAGAUGUCGGAAAUGGGCGGCCCAGUGUAUCAUUUGCCUUAUGCACAUACAAGCUCAGGCAAGAAUCACAAGUGUAGAAGAAAAAGAAAUGUCAUCUGUCUGUACCGAUCUACAGACUGACGUUCCUGGUGAUCUCUUCAGAGCAUCAUCCAGAAUGGCCAAGAUGGUCAGUGCCUAUUUCCCACCAGACCAAGCCCUGGACUUCAUCGAGGCCAUCUUAGAAGACCUGGUGUCCGGAAACGAAAAGUGUGCCAUUGCUGCUGGCCGCUGGCUACUCACCCUCCUCCAAGACUGUGGUAAAGCGUUGGAAGCACAGAUAUCGGCGAUCCUGGAUAUAUUCUACAGCCGCUUGCCUACCAUCAAGCAGGACGAUUUGCGGCAGGUCCUGGUGGGCGCUGUGUCCAUCGUGGCCCAUUAUCACUUGGAGGCCGUAUUCAACAGCCUCCUAGGCCGGCGCCUUCCAAUGGACAGUGAGACGGGUGAACUCUGGAGGUCUCUCGGCAGUAGUGACCCUUCCUUGGCCUCGUUCAUCCUCCACAAGUUGGCAGCCAGGAUAACACAGCCCACCAUCCUCAGCACCCCUUCGCAGACCAGCAUGGAAGAGACUGAGGAGUUGGCUGAUGAAGAACCCCUCAUAGCCACUUGUGCCGUCUACGAAGUCCUGUCUGUGGUGAAAGUUGAGAAAGUCAUUGAGGAGGAGUUCCCAGAGCUGUUUUGUGCCCUCCUGUGGCAGGUCAGCAAAACGCUGGGACAGAAGAUGCCAUUUCACGAGGGCCGCCGGAGGCUCUUCCUAAGAGAACAGCGUGUGUCUGAGGGCAACCCUUGCAGACUUUCUGUGGCAAGCCUGAAGGCUCUGGUGUUGAAGGUUACCUGUGACCCGUCACUAGCGGAAAUUGGAGACGUGAAUACCUGGGCUUUACUCAGGGAUCCCAGAGCCCACCAGAAAGGUGUUUGUCUGCUGACCAGCCAUUUGCUUCAGAAUAGAUGUCUUGGCCACGGGAUCACGCAGACCAUCCUCCCCUGGAUGACUUCAGGGUCAAAGAAGCUUCAACUAACAGGAAUCGCCUUCUUUACUGAGGUGAUUCAUGAUCCCAUGUUCGGGGAGAGGGAGCAGCUGAAAUCUUUCCUUCCUAUCCUGAUGGAGAGAGCAGGAGACCAGCACCAUGGCAUCCGGCAGAUGGCAAUAAAAGCCCUUGGGAACGUUCUCCUCGCGGCUCCUGACAAGGUGAAAGAGAAGAAGAAGGCCAUCGCGGCUAUUUUCCUUGGUGCUUUGUACGACGCCCACAUAGCGCUAGAGGGUCUCACCAUGCUUGCUCAGGUUUUUCCUUUCCUGAAGGGGAAGGACGUGGGGUUCCUCUUCAACGACAUCUCCAUGAAGACCAUCACUUACCUGGCUGAUGACAAUUCCGAGCUUCGCGGAGCUGCACUGCGUCUCUUUGGCAUCCUGGCUGGUUGGACAACGUUCAGAUACAAAGCCUUUUUCGGUGAGCAAGUCAAGAAGAAUUUGGUGCCACUUCUCAUUCAUCAACAUGACCCCAGUCCCAAAGUGUCUGAGGCGUGCAGAGCUGCCUUUCUGCAGUCGGUGAGGUUUUUGGCAAAGAAGAAACUGAGGGUCCAUAUUGAAGAACUGUACCGUUCCACCAGCCUGAGCCUCCCAAAUCUGCACAUGCACCUGUGCAGGCAGCUGGUUAAUAUCAACCCAGAGAUGAAAGCAGAGCUGCUGAACAAGGCAGUGACGUAUUUCCAAAGCAGCUGUGAAGAGAUCCGAACAAGAGCUCUUGAAUUAUCAGGAAUAAUUCUGGAAAGCAUGCAGAUUGCAGACCUCGAUGAAGCCACGCGUCAACUUCUGCUGACCUCUCUUGAGAGGCUUCAGGAGGACCCCAGCAAUGGCCUUCAACAGGCAGCUGCUGAUUUGAAAACCUAUGUCUUCAAGAAGUGGGGCAGAGAACUACCUAGAAGAAAAGAAGCCCUUAUCGGUGAUCCCACCAACGCAACUCAAAUGCUUGGCCCAUACUGCGUGCCCCGACCUGGCACAAUCCUGGAAGCCACAUCCGUCCAGGACUUGUAUGAGUAACAUUUCCCCUGUGAGUAUCGUUGCCACGUCCAAGACUAAUAAAUGGCCUAGAA